UGGCAACCACCCGGCUAAGGCGCCUGCGCCGACUAGGCCGCGCCGCGUCGAGUCGCGCCGCUUCCCGGCGUCACUCUCCUUUCGAAAUCCGGCGCAAUGGCCGGUGAGGAUCCAGACUUCGUGCUCCGCUACUUGGCCGAGGUGGAGGCACUGGCCGAGGAGGUGAUGGCCGCUAGGCAGCAGAUUGUGGAUCUGAAUCAGAAACGGAACCAGAACCGGGAGGCCUUAAGAGCCCUGAACAAGGAAUUGAAUUCUGCUGACAAAGCCACGGUUUGCUUCGGGAGUAUGUUCAUCCAGCUUCCCAAAACAAAGACCCAGGAGAUGCUUCAGAGAGAUCAAGAGCUGUUGGAGGAAGAAAUUGCGAAAUUGCAGGAGGAGCUCAAAGUGAAAGUUAGCAACCUCAUGGAAGCCCAAGGUAAACCGGAGCUGAAAGGCUACGAUUUGAAACCCUUGACGGCUGAAGAAAUGUGGUUCAUGAGGAAAGUGGUGGACGGCUGAGGCGUGGAUUCAACGCGGCGGCCGUUGUCCUGGGCAAUGUGCAAAAGAGAGUUGCUUUCUAUGCUCCGCGCUCCAUGCUUCUACGCUCUCGAGCAUAUUCGCCAAGCCCUGGAGCAUUUCAUGGGCGUCUUCACGCCCUUCUCUUAAAGCUAGUGAGAUGCCUCCAGAUUUGACCAGAGAAGACCUCGUUGACCUUUUGAGGAUUUGGAAAUGUGAAAUUUUUGAGGAGGGAGUCCCUUGAGGUCAGACUUUUGCACUUUGGAGAUUUGAUAUUGAAUGCGAACGUUUGCAAAAUGCGGUUGUAGGCCUUCACGCUUUUCGGCCAGUUUUUUCGGCGCAGGGUCUGUGUGACAGUACAUUGAAUAAGAUUCCAACGUCCGUUGGGAGAAGGGUGAGAAAUGAUUCCUGCUUUGCUUUGGUUGUGUCUGUCCACCCACAACAAUUGUCUCUAUUAAAACUCUACAAAAGAGUUUUAUCC
Messenger RNA from Pseudonaja textilis, 976 nucleotides. It is a transcript of the gene PDRG1, whose product is annotated as p53 and DNA damage regulated 1. The record is from RefSeq and is a predicted model, not a curated record. Lineage: Eukaryota; Metazoa; Chordata; Lepidosauria; Squamata; Elapidae.